This is a messenger RNA of Aspergillus uvarum CBS 121591, 1880 nucleotides long. Its product is annotated as AAA family ATPase VPS4. The record is from RefSeq and is a predicted model, not a curated record. Gene Ontology annotation, biological process: vacuole organization; endosomal transport. The transcript is spliced from 4 exons. NCBI's taxonomy places the organism in Eukaryota, Fungi, Ascomycota, Eurotiomycetes, Eurotiales, Aspergillaceae. Gene Ontology annotation, molecular function: ATP hydrolysis activity; ATP binding. The coding region runs from base 329 to 1633 and encodes 434 amino acids.
GUCUUGCACUGGAACUCCCCGCGAUUCCAAUCCUUGUGAUUUAUUCGCAAGACUUUAUAGCUACACUGAUCUCAUCAAGCCAGGGCUACCUACCUACCUCCCUAUCAAUCAACCAAUCAACCCAGCCACUCCUCGGUCUCGGUCUAGUACUGUACCUACUCUCUCCCCGCCUUUCGCCUUUCUCCGUCCUCUGUCCGUGUCCCAUCCCUCCCUCCACCACCCCUUCAAAAGCCUCAUUACGUAGCCGGGAGAACCAAAAAAAGAACAAAACUGCCUUCGCCUGCCAACCAUCUUCCGCUCACCCCUCCCCCACUUUGUUCACAUAGCCAUGAGCAACACCGACUUCCUCGGCCGGGCAAUCGACACCGUCAAAAAGGCCAUCGAGAACGACAAUGAGGGCGAAUAUGAGAAGGCCUAUCAGCUCUACUACUCCGCCCUGGAGCUGUUCAUGCUGGCCCUGAAAUGGGAGAAGAACCCCCGCUCCAAGGAGAUGAUCCGCGCAAAGACCGGCGAAUACAUGGAUCGGGCCGAGAAGCUCAAGAACCAUCUCGCCUCGCAGGAGGGGCGGAAAAAGCCGAGCGCAGUGGGCGCGAAUGGGAAGGUCGCGCAAGGGAGUGGGAAGGGAGGGAAAGAAGAUGAUGAUGGCGAGGAUGCCGAAGCGAAGAAGUUACGGUCCGCUCUGGCCGGCGCGAUUUUGUCGGAUAAACCGAACGUCAAGUGGGAGGAUGUCGCAGGUUUGGAGAGCGCGAAGGAGGCCUUGAAGGAGGCGGUCAUUUUGCCGAUCAAGUUCCCGCAUCUGUUCACGGGGAAGAGACAACCGUGGAAGGGUAUCUUGCUGUAUGGGCCGCCCGGUACGGGUAAAUCGUAUCUUGCCAAGGCGGUCGCGACGGAGGCGAACAGUACCUUCUUCAGUGUAAGUAGCAGUGACCUGGUGUCCAAGUGGAUGGGUGAGAGUGAAAGGCUCGUGAAGCAGCUGUUCAACAUGGCCCGAGAAAACAAACCCGCCAUUAUCUUCAUUGACGAGGUCGAUGCGCUCUGCGGCCCCCGUGGAGAAGGAGAGUCCGAGGCGUCCCGUCGUAUCAAGACUGAAUUGCUCGUGCAGAUGGACGGUGUCGGAAAAGACUCCAGGGGCGUCCUCAUCCUCGGUGCGACCAACAUCCCGUGGCAGUUGGAUGCUGCCAUUCGUCGCCGUUUCCAACGGAGAGUCCACAUCAGUCUCCCAGAUAUCAACGCCCGCAUGAAGAUGUUUAUGCUAGCCGUUGGCUCCACGCCGUGUGAGAUGACGCAAGCCGAUUAUCGGACCUUGGCCGAGAUGAGCGAGGGCUACUCGGGCAGUGAUAUCAGCAUCGCGGUACAGGAUGCGCUAAUGCAGCCCAUUCGGAAGAUUCAGACCGCGACGCACUACAAGAAAGUCAUCGUCGACGGUGCAGAGAAGCUCACGCCUUGCUCACCUGGCGAUCAGGGCGCCAUCGAAAUGACAUGGACAAGCGUGGACGCAGAGAAGCUCUUGGAGCCACCAUUAAUCCUCAAAGACUUCAUCAAGGCUGUGCGCAACUCCAGACCAACCGUCAGCCAGGAGGAUCUUCAAAGAAACUCUGAAUGGACGCAAGAAUUCGGCAGCGAGGGUGCCUGAGCCCUUGUAUCUGCCUAUUAAGAACCGCCCCAUCCCACUUGUCCGUCUUUAAACCAUUGAUCCUGAUAUAGAGUCAAACUUACAUGGGACUUAAUCUUUCUCGCUGGUUUUUGCACUGAAACGCCGAUCUGAUUCUCUCUGAUUUUCACUACUAACCGAGUUGGAUGAACGAAAGGAACGACCUAUGCUUAUGUGUUUCCAUUUGUUUCUAUACACUGUUUUUUUUUUUUUUUUUUUUUUUUUUUUU